Molecule: messenger RNA, 2055 nt
Organism: Salmo salar (Atlantic salmon)
Lineage: Eukaryota; Metazoa; Chordata; Actinopteri; Salmoniformes; Salmonidae
Source: RefSeq, a predicted model, not a curated record
GAGAUGGGCUGCGUUAAAAUGGAAUAGCAUGCAUACAUUGACAGCUGGGUGAGAGAGGACUCUGAUACAGGAGCUCUGUUUAACGUCAUCAAGCCUUUAUUAACGUCAAGUCUUUAUUUCGCGCGCGUCACGUUUCCAUGGCGUCAAUUUCAAUGGAGCCAAUGUAUUCCAAGGAUUUAUGGAGCACUCCACAUCUGAAGAGCGGAAGUAGAUGGAACAUUCCUGUGACUUCGAAAAGAUCCUUUGAUUCUUCAAAAUGUCAGAGAGACCAAUUUUCGAACCUUUCAGGGAAAAUACGUCUCAUCAUGGAAUCUCUUCCUUUUCUGCUGGCGGCUGUGUUCUUUGCCAAAUUGAGGCCAGAGCCCAGUGUGUCCAGCCAUCCCCACACCUCGCCCUUCUCCCUGGGUAAUCGUGAGCUCACCACUGUGUCCCUGAAAGUGGCAGAGGAUAGCCCGCUAUGCCACAAGCCCAGAGUGAUCCUCACCCCUCAGCGCAGCAGUGCCCGCUUCGGAGUGCCCAGCCACAGCCCUUUCUUCUGUAGGAACAACCCCCACCCACAGAGGGUCAGGCACAUCAAGGGUAUCAAUGACAAACAAAUCUGUGCUGUCAAUGAUGUCACCUUUGGCCAGUUUCCCCAGUACUGCUUGGGCAGGGUCCUGACCCUUGAGAAGAAUCUGGUAUUGCAGUCAAACAUACCGACGGCGGCCAUCGGCACCAACAGCACCUACCUCCCUAUUGACGUCCUCACGGGCCUCCAGUUCUUCCCCCUGAAGCAGACGGAUUCCCCCUCUCUGAGGUUAUUGACCGAGGCCUGGCGUGAGGAGUUGCGAGAGUUGACAGAGAGGGCAGGGCUUUUGGGACCAGGUGGAAGAGGCAGUGGUGUCCCCUUCUUCCCCCACUCCAGCUGUGUGUCAGCCCUCGGGGGGUCUAGACAUGACAGAGAGGGGAACCUUAAACUACAGCUGAUGGUGAUUGAUAUGUUGUGUCAGAUACUGCAAACUGAGUCUAUAGGGGAUGUCCAGCAAUGGAUUCUGACAGCUGGUCAAAGAGAAAAGGACCAGGUUCUAAGUCUGCUGUCUUCCGCCCUGGCAAAGGACCCUGUCUCAGCCUAUGAGGCUCCGGGAAGAGAGCAGCUGACAGUGAAGGAGGUUAAAAACCUCCCUCCUGCCUCCAGAAUGGUUUCGAUCAGUGAGGAGGAUACCACCAGAUGUCAUUCCCUAGAAAUUAUGUCAAACUGUGACUCAGGUAAACUGGAGGAUGCAGGCACAGAGAGGGCAGAGUCCAAGACCCCCAGGGAGAGACACAUUGCCAGACCCCUGAGUACCCAGAGGACCCUGGGAAGCCCAACCGUGUGUCACCUCAACCAAAAGGUGGUCCUAUGUUACACCAAGCGGGCCCUGAUGCUUCACACACCACCUGGAGUGUUCCAGGCCGAAUGGCCCAACUAUACCCAGCAGGCACCUGGCUCACUCGUGACAUAAAACACAACUCUUGGCAAUAUACCUGGGGUUGGUUCAGGAAGUUCCAACGUCACUGAGCAUUCAGAUAGAAAUGUAUGAUGUAGAAUAGAUACCAUUGUCUGUCAUGUUGAAUAAGUUAUUGUAUCAGCUCUAGUGAUUCUAUUCAUAUCUGCAACACUCUGAACGUUGUGCCCUAAUGAAUGAACUUCUCCUGUGCAUCUCAAUAGACCUCUUAUUCAGCAAUCGGUAGUCAUUUUGGUACUAAUUUUAUUCUGAUUUGGUUUGAAUUAGAUUUUGAAUUAGUGUUUCAUUGAGGUGAAAAGGGAGUUAAAAUGGGAUUUGAGUGUAAUCAUUAGUUACAACAAUACUUUUUACACUGUAAUAACAUAAGUAGUUACACAGUAAUAAUGGCAAUGUAACGUAAGUGUAACCACAUACUGCUCCACUACUAGUAUUUCUAGACUGACAAUUGUUCACACAAAUAGAAUAACAUCAUCUGAAAGAAUAUAAAGACAAUAGGAUCCGUAGUCAAUAUAUCUGUAUAUUUAUCUCACUUAUUUCCUGAAUGCAUGAAAAAAUAAAGUGAAUCAAUGAA